AUGCUAAAGCUAAAUGAGCCACAAACAUGGUCCACAGACAAUUUAAAAGUAUGGUUGGCCGAACACAACGUAGACUACGGAGGGAUUACACAGAAGCCAGACCUGGAAAAAUUGGUGGAAAACAAUUGGAGAGCAACAAAAGAAUCUUGGGACUCGAUAGACGAGGCGGUUGUCGAAUUUUCCAAUCGCGUUGGACAGUAUCUGAAAGAAACUCUUCAUGAAUAUAAGGAUGCAACACAGGAGAAUUUGCAAACGCUCCAGGAUGAAGCCGCUAGCACCAUUGAAGAUGUGCGUGAGAGUGUUGGCUUGACUGAGGAUCAAAUGGCAGGAGCCCUUGAGAAAGUCAAGUCUAACCUCGGGACGGACGAUACCAAGAUCAAUAAGGUUAUUCAGGAUAUCAGCCAAUCGUAUUCUCUUGCGAAAUCAAAGAGGGAUGAAAUCGUCCAGGGAUGUCUCAGUCGAAUCAAGGAAGAUUAUAAAAAUUCGAAAGAUGUCUCUACUGAUUGGCUAAAGGGCAAAAUUGAAGACUUGUAUAACAGCGCUGGGUUUGCCAAAUCAAGAAUCCGGGCCCAAUACGUUCUCAUUAUCAACGACGUUCACGAACAACUCGUUUCGUCCGAGGAUUUGUCAGCUGAUCAAGCCAAGGCUACUAGUGAUAAACUCUUGGCAUCCCUCGAUGCAACAUAUAAUACAAUGGGUAGUAAGGUAGACUACCUUCGUAAGGAGCUGUAUAACACUAUUGGUUCAUUAUCUUACAAAAUCGUUUCCGAAUUAAAGUCGCAAUUCGCGGCAAUUAACGACUAUCGCCUGCUCACACAGGAUAAGAUUCAAAGUGUAGCCGAUCAGAUUGUCAAGAAACUAACAGAUGGAAAAGAUUUUACAGUAGAUCAAGUCGAGGCUAUUAAGAAUGCCGCAACAAAUUACUUGAGUAAAGCUAGAGAAGAAGCCGAUGUUAUUACCGACCAGACUAAACAAACGAUAUUCGAAACGAAACAAACUCAAGAAGAUCGGUUCAAUCGAUUGGCAGAGUAUUUGAGGGGUGUGUUCCAGAAGACGCGCGAUGCGUCAUCGGAGCAGAUCUCUGCGCUAUGUUCGGAUCUUCAAGAGAAGUUAAUAGCUACUCAGAAUUUGACCAAAGAACAGGCAAGAAUAGUAAAAGAGACAAUGGACGAAAAGCUUGGGGACGUGAAGAGUGCAAAGGACUUGUCUGAAGAGAAUGUGAAUGAAUUCAUUGAUGCUUUACGCCAGAAAUUUGCGAAUGCAUACGAUGCCACUAGCCAACAAUACGAAAGCAUUGCUUCAAAAGUGAAAGAGCAGUUGCCAACAAAAGAUGAGUUGUAG
Molecule: messenger RNA, 1341 nt
Organism: Paraglomus brasilianum
Lineage: Eukaryota; Fungi; Glomeromycota; Glomeromycetes; Paraglomerales; Paraglomeraceae
Source: the annotation of a GenBank genome assembly